UAGCUAGGCAUGGUUCUAGAAGUGACGUAUGAAGAGCACUUCAGUUGAUCAUUUUCGUGUUUACCAGGCAGCUGGUCAUCCUCGAAAGCGCCCGCUUCGAUACUCACGACGAAGUGCAAUGGCGUCUGCUGUCAAUGCCGUGGCUGCUGCGAGCUCCGCUGCGAGCUUGGCAGUGUCCGCUGGUGUGAGCGGAAGAGGCGGCGUCAGCGCCACGGCGCUUCCCCUGCGGCGGCUUGAGGCUAGGUCAGCUUUCACAGGCCGCUCUCUUUUGCCACAUGUCGCCCCCGCUGCUUCUCGCAACCAGCGGAAGGCGCCAUCAAAGUUUGGUGUCAGAGCUUAUGAAUGGCACGAGUAUGAUCCCAAUGAGGAGUUGGCUGAGCUCGACAUCCGGGAGUGGCCGUAUAAAAAGUUCGUUGAGGAGACCUUGGAGGCAUUCCCAGAGAAGAUGAUUGCGGAUGUGGAGGAGGCCAGAGUGCUAUACGAGAGUGGUUAUACGUAUGUGGAUGUGCGUCCCGCCCUUGAGCUUCAGGAGGUUGGCAAAGUGGUCAACUCCGUGAAUGUCCCCUUGUACAACGCAAAGAGGGUCUACUCCAAGGCGGAGCACAAGAAGGUCGUCCAAAAGGAGGAGAACAAGGACUUCAUGAAGCAAUUUGAGAAGAAGUUCCCCAACAAGAGUGCCAAGCUGGUAAUUGCAUGCUCGGAUGGUCAGACCUACUCCAUGCCAGCACUAGAAAUGCUUGACGAGGCCGGCUACACAAACCUGGUUGCUUUGAAAGGGGGCUACUAUGCGUGGUUCCGCGUGUUUGACAACAAGUUGAACCGGCGGCGGUCGGGCGACUACGCAGAGGACUUCAGGCAUGAUGCAGGUUCAGCUGGCAUCCACGCAUCUGGGGCAGGCUUUGAAAAGAUGGAUGCAAUUGAGCAAUGGGUGCCCCCAUCCUAUUAGAGAGGACAGCAAGAGAUCGACAUUGAGAUAGGUUGGUCAUAACACUGAGGCGGCCUUGGUUACGCAUCAGGUAAAUUUUGGGACGCCGUUCUGCUAUAAUUUGCUUAUUUACCCCAGUCACGCUUAGCAAUAGACCUCCAUCUGGAGUUUAUGGAUCUCCUAUGGAUCUGCUAGUCGAUCGGACAGAGAAAGAGCGUCAGUUGGCUUCUUAUAGUGCCCAGCAUUAAAUGAAGAAAUCCUGUGGGCAUGGCUGGACAAUGGUCGCUUGGGUUCAGGUUGAUAUGUACUCGUGCUUGGUGAAUCGCCGAGCUAGUUUUGCGCCUUGCGAAAGUUGUUAUUGAGGGUGACAAGUUGACAUGCUGCGGUCAUUGCAUAAAGGUGUUGUGGUA
Klebsormidium nitens is the source of this 1335-nucleotide messenger RNA. Lineage: Eukaryota; Viridiplantae; Streptophyta; Klebsormidiophyceae; Klebsormidiales; Klebsormidiaceae. The record is from the annotation of a GenBank genome assembly.